UCCAACAGAAAAGAGGGUAGAAGAAUGAUUAAAAAAACUACCUUCUUAUGUUUUCUAAGUCAAAUCUGUCUUUCGUGUUUUAAUACGAUUGAACGAGUGUCGUGCACCAAAUUUUAUUUAAAAAAAUCAGAGAUGAACCCGUUCGGUCCUCCCGUGCCUUUCCCUGCAAAUGUGAAUAACAUCUACCAGAACGGCCUCAACCGAACCAGUACGAUCCAAGCCGACUGGAAAGUGGUGUACAGCUGGCCGCCGGAUUCGAAUCCGGCUCCGGAACCUCGCCGGAUAGAACUCGGACAGCCGACGAUUUUGCAAUCUGCGCUGUUCCAAUGCCGUUGCAAGGAGGAAGUUGCUGCGAAUGCUGCGAAUGCUGCGAAUGCUGCGAAUGCUGCGAAUGCUGCGAAUGCUGCGAAUGCUGCGAAUGCUGCGAAUGCUGCGAAUGCUGCGAUUGCGGCUGCGACUUACCCUAUUACAGUCAAAGACUUAGACAAGAACGAAGUGCGAGCCUGCGAGAUGGUAGCCACAGAAGACGAGGUCCCAGCCGCCUUAGACCGUGCCACCUGCAUCUGCCAAGCCACCAACUCCUAUGACAAAAUAGUGGUCUUAACCCCACCCGAUACUAACUUCAUAUUCAUGUAUCAACGUCUGAAGGAUGUUCAGUACACUCCGGAGUGUCCUAACACUUGUUUACUACUGGCAAGAGAGGUCCCUCCUAAUCUCAAUGUAGUAGAAUUAGUCAGGGAUAUGGAGUUGGGCAGUCGGGAUGGUGGGUCAGUCUUCUAAGUGUAAAUAAGCGUUUUUAUAGACGAUCAACCAAAUCUUGGAACUAAAAAGGCUCUAAAUUUAAACUGAAUUAAGACGCUCUUAUAUUUUGAAUCAAUUUUUAAGUGAUGGUGAUGAUUCCACUAACGUUAAGGUUUUGGAAGGCACACGCUUUAUGAAGACAAUUUAUUGGCCGGUGACCCGUGUCCGUCAGGAUGGCGUGAGAGAUGUCUGAAUAGUCACAAAAUUUGCACCAAAUAACUGUACCUAAACUGUACUAAACUGUA
Molecule: messenger RNA, 1046 nt
Organism: Leguminivora glycinivorella
Lineage: Eukaryota; Metazoa; Arthropoda; Insecta; Lepidoptera; Tortricidae
Exons: 4
Coding region: 25-780 (251 amino acids)
Source: RefSeq, a predicted model, not a curated record